This is a messenger RNA of Strongyloides ratti, 1635 nucleotides long. RefSeq names its product Pyruvate kinase. Gene Ontology annotation, biological process: glycolytic process. NCBI's taxonomy places the organism in Eukaryota, Metazoa, Nematoda, Chromadorea, Rhabditida, Strongyloididae. Gene Ontology annotation, molecular function: potassium ion binding; magnesium ion binding; pyruvate kinase activity. Bases 1 to 1635 code for a protein of 544 amino acids. The record is from RefSeq and is a predicted model, not a curated record. The transcript is spliced from 2 exons. Gene Ontology annotation, cellular component: cytoplasm.
AUGGAACAUUAUCUUGACACAAAAUUUAGACCUAAAAAAGUUAGAACACUUACAAUUGAAGAACAACAUGAAAAUGAUUACUAUGUUCAAGAACAAAAUAUUUCAAAGAUAAAUGCUGGAACACAUUUAGAACACAUGUGCCAACUUGAUAUUAGAGAAACUCCACAUCAAAUUAGAAAGACAGGAAUUAUAUGUACAAUUGGACCAGCCUGUAGAUCAAUUGAAAUGCUUCAAACUAUGAUUGCUAAUGGAAUGAAUAUAGCUAGGUUAAAUUUUUCACAUGGAAGUCAUGAGUAUCACUCAGAAACUAUUCAUAAUAUACGUGCAGCUGUUGAUAGUUUUACUGAUUCAAGAGUUAUUGCAAUAGCCUUAGAUACUAAAGGUCCUGAAAUAAGAACAGGACUUUUAACUGGAGGUGGUUCUGCUGAAAUUGAAUUAGUUAAAGGAAAUUUUAUUCAUCUAACAACAAAUAAAAAUUAUGAAAAUUCUGGAACAGCAACUGUAUUGUAUAUUGAUUAUGUCAAUAUAAUUAAAGUUGUCAAUCCUGGGGGAAAAAUUUUUAUUGAUGAUGGUUUAAUUUCAUUGAUUGUUCAUGAAAUAUUAGAAGAUGGUAUCAUUUGUCUUAUUGAAAAUGGUGGUAUGUUAGGUUCAAGAAAAGGUGUUAAUCUUCCUGGAGCAAGUGUUGAUUUACCAGCUGUUAGUGAUAAAGAUAUUUCUGAUCUUAAAUUUGGAAUUGAACAUCAUGUUGAUAUAAUUUUUGCAUCAUUUAUUAGAACAGCUGAUGGUAUUCAUACAAUUAGAAAAGUUCUUGGUGAAGAAGGUAAAAGAAUUAAAAUUAUUGCUAAAAUUGAAAAUGAAGAAGGUGUAAUUAAUGCUGAUAGCAUUAUUGAAGCAGCUGAUGGUAUAAUGGUUGCCCGUGGUGAUCUUGGAAUUGAAAUUCCAGCUGAAAAAGUUUUCUUAGCACAAAAAAUGCUUAUUUCAAAAUGUAAUAAAGCUGGAAAACCUGUAAUAUGUGCAACACAAAUGCUUGAAUCUAUGGUACAUAAACCAAGACCAACAAGAGCUGAAGGUUCUGAUGUUGCUAAUGCUGUACUUGAUGGUGCUGAUUGUGUUAUGCUUUCUGGUGAAACAGCUAAAGGAGAUUAUCCAGUACAAGCCUUAAAAAUUAUGCAUUACAUUUGUAAAGAGGCUGAAGCAGCUGUUUAUCAGUCAAAGUAUUUUGAAGAGCUACUUAUUAAUACUCCUAAACCAACACCAAUGGCACAUACAAUUGCUAUUGCUUCUGUCUCUGCAGCAGUCAAUUGUAAAGCUGCAGCAAUUCUUAUUUUAACACAUACUGGAACAUCAGCACAAUUAUGUUCAAGAUACAAACCACCAGUACCAAUAAUUGCUGUAUCACGCGACUUAAAAACUGUUGCUGAUCUUCAUUUAUAUAGAGGUGUUUUUCCAAUCUUUUAUAAUCUUCCUGAAAGAGAUCCAGACUGGACAACUGAUGUUGAUAAUCGUAUUGAAUUUGGAAUUCAAAUGGGAAUGGAUCGUGGAUUUAUAAAAUCUGGUGAUUUUAUUAUUCUUGUUACUGGAUGGACUAAAGGUACAGGAAAUACUAAUACAUUAAGAAUCAUAACAGCUCCAUAA